CCUUUGAAAUCCUAGUUCCCUUACUGAAAGAAAAUAAUUUGUCUCGAUGAACAUUUCUCAAAACUUCCGAAGCCCGGGAGCCUCUGAAGCCCCUACCAGGCUACCUCUGCCCCUGCAGCUACUCCUCCACGGGAGGAUGAAGGUCUCCAUGGCAGCCGUCUCCUUCCUCCUCCUCCUCAGCAUCUCUGUGGCCCUUGGGUCCAAGAAUGAAUUCUCUUCAAGAGGACCUUACCACCCUGCCGAGUGCUGCCUCACCUACGUGAGCCGGGCAGUCCCCCGGCAGCGCAUUUCAAGCUAUUAUGAGACCAGCAGCCAGUGCUCCAAGCCUGGGAUCGUCUUCAUCACCAAGAAGGGCCAUUACAUCUGUGCCAACCCCCGUGAUGGCUGGGUCCGGGACUAUAUCAAGGAACUGGAGGAGUGACCCAGAAGUAAUGGAGAAGAACACAGCUCGGGAUUUAAAGAGAAGGGCUUGAACCCCACUCCCCUCCUCCCAACUCAGCCCCAGCCGCCUCCUGGGAGCUGCCCUGACUUGAAUUAAAGACCAGUCAGGCCCUUCCCUGCCCUCAUUCAUUUCUGCUAAAUUUCCCCGUUGGCAGCGGACUUGAGGACCCUGAUGAGCCCAGCCAUGCAUGCUCUGGCCGGGCAGCUCAGGGUGUCACCCUCAGCCUCAUGUUUGGCCAGAGCCUGGUGCAAAAAAAAAAAAAAAAGGGGGGUCAGGUCUGCCAAGGAGGUAGAGAGAAACUGAGCAGGAAGUCAGGAAGACACGCUGUAUAAAGGCUACCUGGAGACAGUAAUGACCACAAUAAAAACAGAUACUAUUUUUGUAGCACCUCCAUAGUCCAAGCACCCUGCUAAAGCCAUCUAUGUGCGUUCAUUUAUUUAAGCUUCACAAGGAAAGCUUGAUUUUGCAGCUAAAUCUUCAUUAAAGGCCUCUCUAUAACAGUCA
Messenger RNA from Capra hircus (goat), 946 nucleotides. Its product is annotated as C-C motif chemokine 14. Bases 47 to 421 code for a protein of 124 amino acids. The record is from RefSeq and is a predicted model, not a curated record. Lineage: Eukaryota; Metazoa; Chordata; Mammalia; Artiodactyla; Bovidae. Gene Ontology annotation, molecular function: CCR chemokine receptor binding; chemokine activity. Gene Ontology annotation, biological process: lymphocyte chemotaxis; G protein-coupled receptor signaling pathway; positive regulation of ERK1 and ERK2 cascade. The transcript has 3 exons. Gene Ontology annotation, cellular component: extracellular region.